Talaromyces rugulosus is the source of this 1041-nucleotide messenger RNA. RefSeq lists its product as uncharacterized. The record is from RefSeq and is a predicted model, not a curated record. NCBI's taxonomy places the organism in Eukaryota, Fungi, Ascomycota, Eurotiomycetes, Eurotiales, Trichocomaceae. Bases 1 to 1041 code for a protein of 346 amino acids. The transcript has a single exon.
AUGGAAGAAACAAAAGCCACAGAAAUCGCGUCUUUCCCUCCUAAUUACCUACUCGAAAACAUCGUUGUUCGACACGAUGGAUCAAUAAUCAUCACCGCCUACAAUCAGAGAGAGCUGUACUACCUGACAAACCCAGACCUGGGUCCAGUGAAACCUCGCCUCAUCCACACGUUUGAGCACUAUCCCACAGGUAUCGUUGAAGGACAGCCUGACGUGUUCUACAUAUCCACGAUUACGAUCAUGCGAGACAAAGACGAAAAGGGGCCAUGUCGGUUGUACAAACUGGACAUGCGCAAGUUCAAGUCUGACAAAUCCCCUAUACCAGAACUUUUUCUCACGUUCCCUGCCGAGGCGCGCGGGCUAAACGGGUCCUGCGCGUUAUCUCGAUCAGUGUUUUUACUCGCAGAUUCAUGGUCAAGCCAAAUCUGGCGCGUUGAUAUCCCAGAAGAAGGAAAAGGAGGAGGCCCACCAUCAGUGAGAAGCUGGCACAAACACGACAUGAUGGACCGAAGUACAGAUCCGCGAAAAGCCGACGUCCCCGGAGUCAACGGCAUAAAAUACCAUUCUGGCACGCAUCACGUAUACUUUACGACUACAUCGCAAACCAUCUUCGCCAGCAUCAAGGUCAACCCUGACACGCUGGAGUCCAUUGGCGAUCCUGUCGAGGUGACAGAUCGGUGGAUGUGGGCGGACGACUUUAUCAUCGACGAGAUCGCCAAUGUUGCAUACGUCACCACGCACCGGCAAAACAGUAUUGAGCAGAUCGAUCUCAAAACCGGUGCGCAGCGGACCUGCAUUGGGACGCCGGUCAGACCGGAUUUACUGCUGGGCCCUACGUGUGGCGCGUGGACUCAGAAUCCAGAGGAUCAUGGCCGUCGUGCGUAUUUUUUAACUGAAGGAGGCCAUAUGAAUCCGUACGAGGGGGUUUUUAGGAAUGCCAAGGUCCUUCGUGUUGAGUUUUCUGAUGCUGGUCGCAGCAGUACGGGUCUAAUAGGGACACUAUACCAGUGGUUUCAAAUGGCCAAGUCUGUGUUUAAUUGA